AUGUCGUUUCCGUGGAACCUUUUGGACGAGCUACAACGGCAUCGCACGGUCUGCCUGCUCCAGUCAAAACGGGUAUCGAUUGCGUUGCUGGUUGAUAUCUUCGUCGUCGUUUCGUCGAUCUGCGGCAGAUGGUCGGUGCCAUUACGUCCCAGGCUGCCAGAAGGUGGUGGGCGAGACCUGAUAGGCGACCUUUCGUUUCCUGGCUCAGUUCCGCAACCGUCUGUGCGGCCAUUGGAGUUCCUCAAAGUAUUCCCUCCAUCGCCGAAGAAUGUCAUCAUCUUUGGUAAGAAGGUGUCCAGAUCUGUCCUUCAAGACUCUGAGACUGCCCUUCUUUUCACCGCGGUGCCGGCGGAUGGUCUGCCAGAAUACUUUGUUUGCCGUGUGGAAAUUCGACUCCUACACUUCACCGAACUUCUCCCAGGAAUCAGCUUUGGCCUUUUCCACUGCUUGGCUGCCGCCUUGCGUGCCUGUACAUACCGCAAGCGACUAGAAAUUUCUUUGUUUCCAAGCCGUUUCUUUAACGCUGCCUUCCUCUCUUUAACUGUCAGCUGUACCUCUCGAGUCUACCAGGCGGCUGGUCGACCCGUUCAAAUCCGCAGCAUUCUGUGGCAGCCUAUGCCGCUCUUAAACAGCUGCCAUUCGGUUUCCACAUCAGUGGACAUCACCGGGAUCUGUUCAAACAGUCGUGCGAUGUUGUCUGCAAACUUCGUUCUCGUGUCUAUCGAAGAUAAUGUUUCCUAUUUCAUUUUAUGGUUGCUUCUGAAAACAGAUCUUCGUAUGGUGCUCCAUUUCCUUCAGUACAGCAUAACCAGCAACAAGGCGGUGAUCCGUUGA
Molecule: messenger RNA, 834 nt
Organism: Soboliphyme baturini
Lineage: Eukaryota; Metazoa; Nematoda; Enoplea; Dioctophymatida; Soboliphymatidae
Source: the annotation of a GenBank genome assembly